CUAUUGCUUUGCAAACAAUCGCAGAAACCGUUUCUGGGUGAACAAUGAGAACGUGCCCGACAGCGACAGACGGGCGUCAAAACACUAAGUAUUAUAAUACAGUUGCAUAAACACAUCUGUAAUCCAAAGCCAGAUAGGGUUAGAAUCGAGCGUUUACGGCGGCGGAUUUGUCAGUCCACCGCCGUUCUUCCAUAGGGCAACACUGUAACGCCGCGUUGAGAGCUAGUGCUACAUGGGCCGCAUUUCACAGCUACAAUUAAUGCCGCAAUCAGCUAUGUCACGCUGCUCCCCUCGCAAGCGCGCGCGCCUGACACCGCACUGCUGGGUAUGAAUUUGUUGCUAAUACACUUCAGCCAUGGGAGCCGUGUUGUCUUGUUGCGGGGAAGGUACCAUUGGGGCCAGUCAUGGCAGCCACGGCUCGUUUUCUGCCGCGUUGGGCGAGCAGCCUGGUGAGCAACGCCAGGAGCAGCGAGAUGACGCCACUCGCGCCAGUGUGCACGGUGCCAAUCCACCCUCAUCGAUACGUCCGCGGCCGUCCGUCGCUUCGAAUCCCGGCAAGGGCGCCGAAGGACCCCCACGUGACGGGAAGGCGGUUGUCGACUCAUGCGCGCGCGUGUCCUCAGAUGCGAUGCUGGAGACCGGAGGGGACAUCUUCACCACCACCACCUCCAACAUACGCCUGAAUGGCACGUCGACAAACAUGUUGCUCAGCAAUGGGACCGUCACCACCGUCACCAACAUAAUGGUUGAGGAUGUUGAGGAGAUCACCACCUGCGUUCAGCUCACAGGCUUCCUGGGUCAGGGCGGCUUCGCAAGUGUGUACCGAGGCGUGUAUCAGGCCAGUGAGGUGGCCGUGAAGCUGGCCAUGGCGGCACGACACAGCGAUCCCGACACGUACUGUCGAGAGGCCAUGCUGGCGCAGCAGCUGAGGCACCCGCACGUGGUUGCCACGUAUCUGGCCCGCGGCGCAAAGGUCACACCGGAGCUUGUGGAGCGCUUCAAUGCCGCGCCGCCCUUCCACCCCUACCACCCGCACGGAGGGGUCGGUGGCUUGCCUGCUGCGGCUGCUGCCGCUGCUGCAGCCGCUACUGCCACCGCCACUGAUGCCGCCACUGCCGCUGCUGCGGUAGCGCAGCAGCAUGAGUACGCCAGCGGCAGCAACAGCGCUAGCAGCCAGCUGCCAGCAGCAGCGGCAGCGGCAGCAGGUGCGGCGGCGAGUGGUGUUGCUCCCGGCUGCGGCGCGCCCGCCGGCACUCCCCACACCGCCAGCAGCCGGGCCAGCGCUGGCCUCGUGACGCUUCCCAACUUCUCAUCCACGCAAUCGGAGGACGCCAUGGGCAACCCGCGUGUGGCAGGUCUGCACACGCGGCAGCUGCAGCAGGUGGCGGCUCUGGGCUGGGGGCAGGCGCUGUUCAAGCUGGGUGCGGUGCCGGACCACACACUCAUGGUCAUCGUGCAGGAGCUCUGCGAGUCAGGCAGCUUGAGUCAGGCGGUGAAGGCCGGCGUGUUCCGGCCGCAGCCGGGCCGCACGUCGCAGCUGGCCGCGCGCCGCAUGCUUGUGCGCACCGUCACUGAGAUAUGCCGCGGCAUGCUGCACCUGCACACCGCAAACAUACUGCACGGUGACUUGAAGCCCGCCAACGUGCUGCUGGCCCGCUCGCGCAAGGACCGCCGCGGCUUUGUGGCCAAGAUCGCGGACUUUGGGCUCUCCCGUGUGCUCCGUAGUGACACCAGCCACGCGCUAAGUGACAGCAUCGGCACGGUGACGUACGCGAGCCCGGAGACCAUCAACGGCAUCCGCGCCAAGAGCUGUGACGUGUGGGCAUUCGGCGUCAUGCUGUGGGAGCUGGUGGCUGAGAAGCGGGCCUAUUACUGGUUGAUGCCGGCCCAAAUCAUGUGCGGCGUGGCGUUCAACGGACUGCGGCCCACCUGGCCGCGCGAGGUGUGGCCCGAGCUGUGUGACAUCGGGGAGCGCUGCCUGUCCACUGAGCCCGCCGCUCGGCCGGGCUUUGCGCAGCUGGAGGAGGAGCUGGUGGCGCUGGAGGAAGCCAUGCGGGAAGAGAGCCGGCAACAGUCAUAUGAGCGGAGGAUGGCGGCUGCCUCCGCCGCCGCCGCUGCGGCCAGCAGCGACGGCGCCGCCGCCGCUGUUGUUGCUGCCACUGCAACCGCGGCAACACCGUGUGUCCCUUGACCACGUUGCGGUGGCGGUAUGUGAGCCACCCAAACGUGAGCAGUCAGCAGAAUAGUACAGGUGCAGCGUAAUUGUGCCCCAGGACACACACUUUAGUAUACCUGCUAGCAAGAACCUGUCGUACUCAGGAGCGAGACUUUGACUACCGUACUCUGUUGGGACCAGUACUGCUAAGAAUUGACAGUGUUGAGACUGCGAUUUCUGUGGUGGUGUGUGUCACACACCAGCAGUAAUGGUUGGUGAGGUGUAUGCCAGGUACGUGUACUUUACUUUGUUUACUGUGAUAGAUGCACUGGCAUGUAGAAGCUGCCGGUGUCGCACUUCCCGCAGCUGCGGGCGUGCCUGCUUGCGUGUAGGCAUCGCUUGAUCGUGUGGGGAGGAACUGAGAUGCAUUGGUGGGUGUAUUUAUGCAGUCAGAGCGGAUGGUUGUGGCCAGCAGGAGGGUUGCGUGCGUUGCGUGGUGGCUGGCGCACGCAAACGUACGGUCAUCUAUCUGGUGCUGCUCGGCAAAUUGCAUGUGGUGACAUGCAAGCAAGCCUUGCCUGUUAUCUAAGUAGAACCUGCAUGUGCGCCUCGUAUGCUUGAUGGGAUGCAUGUGGAUGCUGUGUACGCCCGCGGUCCGCUGCUGGAUUCGGCACCUUGGGUACUGUACUGCCGCGUCAGAGUAUCUGCGGCGCACUUGGGAGGGAAUGGUUUACGGCGAUCCAGGCUGUUACAGUACCCUUCGCGGCUGUUACAAGUGAUCUGCAAGACCGUCAGCCACGUGCGUCCAGCUGUUCGGUGCGGCGGCGGGUUCUGGUUGUGUACUCCUGUCUGAGAAACCAUAGCAUUGGCGGGUGAUGUCAUUAAUCGGGCGAACUGCCUAUCGCUACAGUCUCUCUCUCUCUGAGCAUAGUUCUUUAUGCAGCGCUUAUGUGCCCCUAUGAACCGGGGUCAAGGAAGGUGUUUCUCCCCUGUGAGGGAGAUGUGGGCUGAGCCCCUGUGCAAAAGCUGCGCUAGCAGGUUCAGAAUGUUUGACAUGCAUCCAUGCUUAGGGUACGUACCGGCAUGAGAAUACUGCAAGAGAAAGUAUUACUUUGAACAUGUGCACGUGUGUGUCCGUACUACUGGUGGGUCGAGAGGGUCAUGGGGAAGGCGUUUUGCGGGGGCGCGCAUGCACAUGCGCGUGCUCCAGAACUGCUGGUGGGUCUAUCUGCCUGUGGGCUUCGUAUGUUGUGGAUGCUGUGGUGUUUAACACGUACACACGUGGCUAGCUAGACUCCCCUGACAAGUUCUGCACUUUUGCUGGUUUGAGACAGCCAAAAUUUUGGAGUCUGUGGCCAGCAGGACGUGCUUGUGCCUGUAGGUGCCGGUCAGGAGUUGCGGCGGCCGUGGGUGCAAUUCCGUACGGUACAUGACGGCGAGACAUGCAGCGGUUGCACGGGUGCGCUAGAGAUUAAUACCGUCUGGUCCGGACGACAGGCGAGGAAUCACAUGCACGGUACCAAUCAAGCAAGCGCACGCGAGCGCAAACGCGGUGGUUCAGGGCUCAGCUGACCAUGACGGCAUGCAUGAAGCACGCCCGCGCUGAUGCCGUGCGGAUGUAGCGGGCAGCAGCUGGCGGGCUAGGCAGGCUCGUGUGUGCGCGUGCAAUUGACGGAGCACGGUGAUGGUCUUCACCCGCUCAAUUACAGUAUUACAGUAGCAGGCAUGGCGCCCGUGCAUGGCGCCCCGUUCACUGCUUCCCGACCCUAAUGAAUGCGUCUACUGUAAUGUAUGAUGCCA
This is a messenger RNA of Chlamydomonas reinhardtii, 3955 nucleotides long. RefSeq lists its product as uncharacterized. Gene Ontology annotation, biological process: protein phosphorylation. Lineage: Eukaryota; Viridiplantae; Chlorophyta; Chlorophyceae; Chlamydomonadales; Chlamydomonadaceae. Gene Ontology annotation, molecular function: protein kinase activity; ATP binding. The record is from RefSeq and is a predicted model, not a curated record. Bases 356 to 2191 code for a protein of 611 amino acids. The transcript has 13 exons.